GGAGAGAGAGAGAGCGAGACAGGCCGGGCAUGCAACAGCUGCCGCGCAUGCGCAGGCCCCGCCAGCCCCGCCCCCGCCCCUCCUUUCCUCCGUUGGUGUGUGGAGUGUGCGAGGCGGCUUGCUCCGCUCCCGCUCCCUUCCCCCCUUCGCCUGCUUCCUUCCUGCCUUCCUUCCUCCUUUCCUCCCGUCUGGGCCAUGGAUGGCGUGGAUCUGAUGAGCUUUUUCCUUCUGGUAUCGCUUACGGGCCUCUUACCAUGAGCAAUUCUACUCCUGCUACAGCUAAUGGGAAUGACAACAAGAAAUUCAAAGGAGACCGAUCGCCUUGCUCACCUUCACGAGUCCUUCAUCUUCGUAAGAUUCCAAAUGAUGUCACUGAAGCAGAAGUAAUUUCUCUAGGUCUACCUUUUGGCAGAGUAACCAAUCUCUUGAUGUUGAAGGGGAAAAGCCAGGCUUUCCUAGAAAUGGCUUCAGAAGAAGCUGCUGUUACUAUGGUGAACUACUACACUCCUAUUACUCCACACCUCCGCAGUCAGCCUGUUUAUAUUCAGUAUUCUAAUCACAGAGAACUUAAGACUGACAAUCUACCCAAUCAAGCUAGAACUCAAGCUGCAUUGCAAGCAGUAAGUGCUGUGCAAUCUGGAGGCCUGGCCCUUACAGGUGCUCCAGCUACUGAGGGUGGAUUGCCUCCUGGUCAGAGUUCUGUACUUCGAAUUAUAGUUGAAAAUCUCUUCUAUCCUGUAACUCUAGAAGUGCUAUAUCAGAUCUUCUCCAAGUUUGGAACAGUUUUGAAGAUCAUCACUUUCACAAAGAACAAUCAGUUUCAGGCCUUGCUUCAAUAUGCUGAUCCAUUGAAUGCACAUUAUGCAAGAAUGGCUCUUGAUGGUCAAAACAUCUACAAUGCUUGCUGCACUCUCCGUAUUGAUUUCUCCAAACUAACAAGCCUUAAUGUAAAAUACAACAAUGAUAAAAGCAGAGAUUUUACACGUUUGGACCUUCCAUCAGGUGAUGGGCAGCCUUCCCUUGAGCCCACAAUGGCUGCUGCUUUUGGCACUCCAGGGAUCAUCUCCUCACCAUAUGCAGGGGCUGCUGGCUUUGCCCCUGCCAUUGGUUUUCCCCAAGCUGCAGGUUUGUCAGUCCAAGGUGUUCCCAGUGCACUCGGGCCUCUUGCAAUCACCACAUCCACCAUGACUGGGCGCAUGGCUAUCCCAGGGGUUCAUGGAAUGCCAGGAAAUUCUGUUCUGCUUGUUAGCAAUCUCAAUCCUGAUGCAAUUACACCAGAUGGACUCUUUAUCCUGUUCGGUGUUUAUGGAGAUGUCCAUCGAGUAAAAAUCAUGUUUAAUAAGAAGGAAAAUGCCUUAGUCCAAAUGGCAGAUGCAACCCAAGCCCAACUAGCCAUGAAUCACCUAAAUGGACAAAAACUUUAUGGAAAGAUGCUGCGUGUUACACUUUCUAAGCAUCAGACAGUACAACUUCCUCGUGAAGGACAAGAGGACCAAGGUCUGACGAAGGACUACAGUAAUAGCCCUUUGCAUCGCUUCAAGAAGCCUGGGUCAAAGAACUUCCAAAAUAUUUUCCCACCAUCGGCAACCUUGCACCUCUCCAACAUUCCGCCUUCUGUCACAGUUGAUGACCUAAAGAAUCUUUUUGCUGAUACUGGAUGUAUUGUGAAAGCCUUCAAAUUCUUUCCGAAAGAUCGCAAAAUGGCGCUCAUCCAGUUGGGUUCUGUGGAAGAAGCAAUCCAGGCUCUUAUUGAGCUUCAUAAUCACGACCUUGGAGAAAACCAUCACCUCAGAGUUUCCUUCUCCAAAUCCACAAUCUGACAAUUCUGUGACCUUUUCCAUUUUAAGACUCUUCUCACAAUUACCAGUGAAAAUCUUCUUCAGACAGAGACUGGAGUAGCCAAAACCAACGCUGCAUCCUUCAAACAAUGAAACUUGAGUGGUUCGUGUGUAAUUCUAUACACAGUAACAAAUCAAGGGAUGGUCUUUCCAUAUCUUUUCCUGUUUGAGGGGCUGAUAGCCCUCCACAAAUUUUUCUUCUAUAGUAUUUAAUAACAAUUUCAGUAGAGGCCCCUCCUUUUCUAAUGAUUUCAGGAACAUAAUUUUAUUGUUUAUUCCAAAAUAAUGUUACACAACAUUUCUGUGUCCCUUUAAACUAUCUGAAGAAUGUUUUCAAAAUUGACUUAGUAGAUGGCCUUUCUCACUACUUAUAUAGAAUAUUCUUUUUUGUGAUGAGGGGGGAUUUAUUUGACCAAUUAACUAAUGUGUUAAUCAGCGCCUGUUUUGAAAUAUUUGGAAGAAAGGCAGUGCCUUCUUUCUCCAUGAAGUGAAAUAAUAAAGUCCAGAUAUAAGAUGUAAUUGAUACAGAUGAAUUGUCUUAAUGUGAUCCAAAGUGAUCACACUUUUAACUAGAUAUGAAAUCAUGGUGGGAGAGGUUACUAGCUUUUAGUACUAUGAAAUGAUGUGUAAUAAAAUUUUGGAGAAAAUGAAAAGAAAAGAUAUGUCCUGAUUUCAAGUUUUGUACAUUUAUUUCAGAAAAAAAUGUUUACACUCUUAAAGGAAAAAAAUUCAGGUCUGUCAUAUGGUUUGACAAAUUUUUAGAAAGGUUAUUUUUGGUAAAGUCUUGUUUAAAAAUAUAAAAUUAAACCUCAAGGGUUUUUUGUACCACUAUAAUCUCUAAUACUUAAAAUCAGAAUUACUGUGUAUUUACUUAAUUUCUUAUGUGCCUUAUUAUGUGCUUAUAAUGAUACAAUAGUUUAGAGUUUUAUCUGAAGUAUCUUCGAACUGUAUUGUGGCUUGGUGAGGUUUUUUCCCCCCCCCCUUUGUCUUAGUUUUUAAACUGGUGAUUUCAGAAAUGUUUUUAAUAAGUAAUCAAAUCAGAUUUUUGGUGCUUUGGUACAGGGAUGGGGAGGUGGGAACUGAAGAUAACCUGAUGCACAUUCUUAUAGAGCUUUUCAUAAUAUUUUGGAAGUUGCAUUUGAGUGAUACCACUGUUGGUUUCUUAAGAAUGUUCUUCAGUUUCUGGAGGGUAUCUGACUUGUUGAGCUAUUGGCUCUCUGAGAAUAUUUUGCCUCAGGAUUCCUUUUCACCCAACAGUACUGGGCUUGCUAUAUUAAUUGUAGACUGGCUUUCCUUAAUAAAUAUCGUAACUUCAGUACCGAAUGUUCACUCCUUUUCGGAGAGGAAGAUGAGAUGCAAUCUUAUUAUUUUUUUGGUGAAAUAUAGUUACACACAGGUUAUUUCUAUGAUUGUAAUACAAUGUUUUUAGAGAUGUCUCAAAAUGUUAUGUCUACUGAAAUUUUCGAUUGUUUAUAAGGGUGGUUAUUCCUUUAGGUUGUUUUGGAGAUGGAUGCAAAGACUUAGGAAAUGAAAUGGAGUGUAAUGGCUUGUAGUGUGCUUAUUGUCUUUGGGAUUUUUAGCAAGUUGAUUUGUUCUGUUAAUAUCAGCAACUGCUUGGCAAAAAGAGAGAAAAAACAUUCCAUAGCUUUAGAUCUAUUUGGAAGUUCCUUUUACAGAGGUAACUUGUCAUUUACUAUUGCAAUGCAAGUUAUUGGGUAACAUCAUUGUAGCAUAAUGGGAUAGGCACUGAGACACUUGCUUCCUUCAAUUUAUAUAGCUAUAUUUGGAAAUUAGCUAAAAAUCAACCUUGGACACUUCAUUAGCACGUGCAUUUCGUUAUAUCACCAGAUGAGUUUCUCUGUGUAACAUUGUGCUGGCACCCACUAAUAACUGACCCCCGUUUCGCAGUUCAGCAUGCCUUCACAGCUGUUUCAAAAUAACAACAUAAACAAAAGCCUAAUGGGCUAAGAUCUUUUCUCAGUUAAGCAAAAUGAUCCAGCUGGUCCCUACUGUUGGCAUGGCACUUGAUCUGAAAUACGUCUGUUUUGUUCCAUUGAUUUCAGUGGACCACGGCUCCAAGUGAGCAUGUUCAGGAUGACAGCCAACUUAAACAUUAGUGAAAUAGCUUGAAUCAGAGUCCCAAUGAAUAUGCCUCCUCCUUGUAACUUGCUAAGGUAUCUGCUCACCAUGCGUUUAAAUGCUGCUACAAAGGGGGGAUGUUAUUGGAGUUGAUGAAUGUAACUGAAGCAGGAAAAAACCAGGUUCUGAGACUGAGCAUUAGCAUGUAUAAUAUCAAGAAUGGAAUGUGUGUGCGUGUGUGCGUGCGUGUGCUGUGUGAAAUAUUAGAUGUGUAUAUUGAUACACAUUGCAGGCAUUUAAUUUAUUGAUUUAACUAAUCUAAAAAAUGCAACUUUGUAGUGUUAACAGAGAAAUAAAUGGUCAACUUAACAUGAAAAAUAGCUUCACUUAGUCCCUAAGAGAUAUUUCUGUACUGCCUGCAGUCUGAGUUGUAGGGCAUACAAUUACAGAUAUGCUGGGAAACCUUGUUUGAAAUUUUGUUUUGAAUAUUGUUGUGUGGUCUUGUCAUAAUCAUAUACUAUUCUGUAUAAAUCAUCUUGGUUGUAGUGCAUGUGUGUUCAGCAUUUAGGGGUUGAUCUUAUUUUGCAAGGUUAUAUUUUUGUGAAGCGCAAAUGUGAGAAAUGGCAGUACUCACUUCGUUUGCAUUUAAAAUAGUAAUUUGGUUUGCAUCAAUAGUUAGCUUGACUUUCAUCAAAUACUAUAGAAGGCAAGUCUUUGAACUGGUAUGAAGACAAUAGCUAACUUGACCAUUUGCUUGCCCAUUCAUUCCUUUAUUGCAGGAUACAUCAUUUGUGGCUGUAGCAAGUGUCCUGCAAAAGCAAGGUGCUCUAAAAGGUGUGGUUAUUGAGUAACAUCCAUUCACCAAUCUCCUUGUGAAGCACCUUGAUAUAUGAUAGCCAGUUUUCUAGUCUACUUGAUCGUUCCUAGCAUGCAGUUUGUCAAAUUAGUCCUUUCUGUUCUCUCACUCAUUGAGGAUAAAAUGGCUGAGAUUUAGCACCGUGUGGCCCUUGUCAUUACUUUGUAAUACUGUUCAAGUUACAAUCUCCUGUGUGUCAGGCAUUUCUGUCUCCUGUUGAAUUUGUGAUGUGUGUUAGGGCUUGAUAAUAUUUUGGCUUCUAAUCAAAUUACAAUAUAUUUGCAUAUCGUGCAGCUUCAGUGAAGGUGCCUUUUUAGCAUACUGGGUGAACGUUUUCUUGAGUGAAGUUAAAAUGAAAGCUUCUACUCAUCACAAGAGGGGAUCCUUUUAAAGGAAAUCAAAGAAACAAUUUACAGCACCACAGAAUAAAAAUGGCUUCAAAAAUAACCAAGUCCCAAGCUCCUCAGUGUUAUGGAAGACUUAGUUUUACGAAUUAUAUUAACAUGAAUUUUGAUCAAGUGGACACCUGCAGUUGCCUAUCAUUACUUACUUGUUGUGGCUAAGCCAUAAUAGCAGUCACUCUGAAAGACUUGCUGCUGCUAGUUUUGAAUACAAACUGGAAUAAAAAUCCAAUUUGAGAACUACUUAAUGUGAUUUCAUGCAGGUGUAGUUCAAACGUGGAAAAGGUGCAGCCCUGGAGCUUCCUGUGAGCCCCAUGCUUUCUUACACACAAUGGUUCCCCCAACUUGGCCGGGCUCUCCUGUUUCUGGCAAAAAAGAUAUAUGAGUUUCUUAUUCUGGUAGCUUCCAGCAAUAAUAUGUCACCUUUUAAAUAUGUCAGAGCCCUCUCUCCUCCAUAUUAAAAUUUUUAAAAUAUUUCUUAAAAAGAGGUAGGUUUCUAGAUAAUUCAAAUUUUAUUUCAUUGUUGUGGUGGUGGUCUGCACUGUUGCUGGAGAAUCCCACAAGUAGAAAACUUGCCCCCAGGCAUAGCAUGGCUGUGUAGAUCCUUCAAAACCCACCAUGUGUUGGACUCCUUGUUGCUAAAUUUGACAAAGAGUGGAAAUUUUAAUCGGUAAUGACAAAGUUUUCCGUGUACCGCCGAUCAACAAAAGAUCUUCUCCAUAAGUUGAGAAACAUUCAUUGUAUGCCUUGCCCAAACUUGGUUGCCUUUCUUGUCUCCCAUCAUAUGUUGUUAUUGUGCUUGGAGAAUAUCUUGAGGGCUCUUUGUGCCUAUAUAAUCCAGAUGUAGCCUUGAAACUGUACAAUGGAGUUGUCAUGAAAUACAGCAGUAGCAUGAAUUUGACAAAGGGCAAGCCCAUCUCACCACCACAGAGUUCAAUAAAGCUUCUUGGUGUGGUCUUCUGAGAAUAAUGAACCCGAGGUAUGCCAUUUCAGUCUUCAUCCUGUUAAAUGUUGUGUGUACUGCUAUUUUCAAAGGAGGGGCUGAGAAGUUAAAACUGUUCUAAAGCCAUUUUUUUGCCUUGACUUUUUUUUUGAGGGCUGGUAACUUUGACAAAAAACUACCAGUUUAUCAAACAUUUGUGCUGAAAACUGUUCAGGUUGCACAGAGAUUUUCUUGAAGAAAACAACAUCCUAAUUGUCUUUGCAACGAGAUCUGUAUGUUGUAUUUGAAACUGUUUUUUUGAUUUUUCAACAAAUCUUCACAAUUAGAAAUUAUUUGAAAAAAUAAAAAAUGUCUAAAAUUUUAAUUUCAGGGUUUUUACAAAAGAUAAAAAUGGGACCAAAGUUUAUGUGCCUUCAGUAGACGUGUAAUUUUUUUGCUAUCUCUUUCAGUCUUUAGACUCAAUACUCCUGUUUGCAAGAAAAUGUAUUUAUAUAGUAAAAUACCAAAUGACCCAUGAACUGUCCAUAUGUGCAGUCAGUCAGUUGCUAACUGUUUCAUUGGAGUUUAUUAACUUUUUUCUUCCUACCAUUGUAACAUGAAUCAUGCUGCACCAUGCAAGAAUUCAAGUUAAGCUCCUCAAUAUCUGGGUUGUGGUUGCCAAUUUAACCCUUAACUAUAAUAAAAUAUCGAGUGUCUUCAUACACAGAGAGCCUUCUUUAUAAAUGAAGGGUGACAGAACUUUGAAUUCUUGGAUCUAUGUGCAGUAUUUGGGAUUAUAAUGAAAAACAACCGGUUUACGUAUGUAGGUUCAUCUCUCAACCAUGCUCUUUUCCCAAUUCAUCCUCCGGUUCCAGGAAACAAUUCAUCUUCUCAAAAUACAAAGCAAAUUGUUGUAUCAGAUUGUCACCUCAUUGCAAUGACCAAAGAUUGUCUGCUCUGGUUUUACUGAGACAUCUUGCCAGUUUGCUUUUUCUUUCUCCCGCUUUCUCACUAAUUUUCCACAAGACUCAAUGUGAAGUGACCUUUUAUAUGAAUGCUGGUGGUAAAUGGACUACUUUAUGAAAAAUUAGAUUUUUUUUAAAAAAAUGUGAACCAAAUGUAAUGACGUAAGGCAGGAGAGUAGUGGAUACUUAGUACUGUAUUCAGAGUUUUUUAAAAGGUGCACGCUUGCAGGAGUCAGACAUUCCCUAACUUUUCAUGUGUUCAUGAAUCCCUUUUUAAGUUUGUAAAAAUAUUCAUAUAACACAAGAAAAUGCUGUAAAUAUUUGUAACAACAUUUUUUACCUGGCAAAAAAAGGUUUUUGGGAACAAGUAUAAAAUGGUUUUUAUAUUUAAAAAAACAUCAAUUGUCUUGUAUAUUUUGAUAAGCAACAGUACCAGCUUUCAUUUGUUAAACAGCUUGUGGCAUUGGAGGGGGAAAAGGAUUCCAUGUUGUUGAGAUGACUUGAUGUUAUAAAUGCAAAGAAGUUGAAAUAUUAAAGAAACCUAUUUUCUAA
Messenger RNA from Anolis carolinensis (green anole), 7613 nucleotides. RefSeq names its product polypyrimidine tract binding protein 3 (gene ptbp3). Gene Ontology annotation, biological process: mRNA processing; regulation of RNA splicing. The record is from RefSeq and is a predicted model, not a curated record. The coding region runs from base 30 to 1820 and encodes 596 amino acids. The transcript has 14 exons. Gene Ontology annotation, cellular component: nucleus. NCBI's taxonomy places the organism in Eukaryota, Metazoa, Chordata, Lepidosauria, Squamata, Anolidae. Gene Ontology annotation, molecular function: mRNA binding.